AUGUUUGGCGGCGGGUACGCCGUUGGCUAUUUGUUUGGCCCGUUCCCGUCGCUGGAAGAUAUCAUGGGCGUCAAAGCUGUUGGUGGUGCUCCUCAGUACAAGGGCGAGCUCUUUGUGACGGACAAGGUGUUCUUCGAUAUCAGCGUGAAUGACGACUACGUCGGCAAGAUUGUGAUGGGCUUGUACGGAGAAGUGCAGCCCCGCACGGUCGAUAACUUUCGUGCGUUGUGUACGGGGGAGAAAGGCGCGUCACGAGCAGGACCGCCGCUGUGGUACAAGGGCUCGAGCUUCCACCGCAUCAUACCAAGCUUCAUGAUCCAGGGUGGAGACUUUACUCAGCACAACGGGCGCGGCGGUGAGUCCAUCUAUGGACGCCGCUUUGACGACGAAGAUCUGAGCGUACCGCAUGGAGGUCCUGGCACUCUGAGUAUGGCAAACGCUGGUCCGAAUUCCAAUGGAAGUCAGUUUUUCAUCUGCACAGGAGAGACGCCAUGGCUUGACGGGAAGCAUGUGGUGUUUGGACGCGUGCUGGAAGGUAUGGACGUCGUGGACAUUAUCUCGAGCUGUGGAAGGCGCUCGGGUAAACCCAAAGCGGUGGUCAAGAUUGUCAACUGCGGUGCGUUGGAUACGGACGUGGCGAAUCAAAGUGGCACCGACGAGGCGAAAGAGCCCAAGCGGUUGACGCGCGAGGAAAUGCAAGACCGUCUCGACUCGCUGCGCGAGGUGGAGAGUAAGUUCGAGGCGCAAAAAGACCAAAGUGACUCCGCGAUGUAUGAGCAACUGAUGGCGGAGAUCAAGCACGAGAAGCUGCGCAUCAAGAAAGCGUUGGAGCAGCAGCCAGAAGAGUAA
Molecule: messenger RNA, 849 nt
Organism: Hyaloperonospora brassicae
Lineage: Eukaryota; Oomycota; Peronosporomycetes; Peronosporales; Peronosporaceae
Source: the annotation of a GenBank genome assembly